AUGACUAAAACAACCGAAGCACAACUUAUUGAGAGUCUACGCCAUUAUGUUGCUCCAAAUUAUUUAAAUAGUACCACAUCAAUAUGGCACAAAUUACCAAUAGCAAGAAGAUCAGCUGUUUUCAUACUACUAUUUUCAGGUAAUAUGGGUGAAUUAAGAGUUUUAUUAACAAAAAGAUCUUCCAAAUUAAGAAAUUUUCCAGGUCAUGUAGCAUUACCUGGUGGUAAAGCAGAUAAUGGGUUAGAAUCAGAAUGGAUGGUAAGUAGAAGAGAAAUGCAUGAAGAAAUUGGAUUAAGUUCACUGGAUGAAACAUUAUCCAAAUUAGGAAUAAGUAUUGAACAUAUUUGUUUAUUACCUAAUUAUUUAUCAAGAACUUUUUCAUGUGUAAAACCAUGUGUUGGAUUUAUGAAAUUUAAAAGUGAAGAAAAUAUUGAACAUACAAUAUCAUCUAAAUUAAAUUUAGCUUUAAAUCCUGGAGAAAGUUCUUCAAUUUUUUCAUGUCCUUUGAAAGAUUUUUUAUAUCCUACAGUUGAUGAACAAAGUUUAGAAGCUUUAGAAAGAGUAUCAUAUAAAGUGAGUUGGGGUGGUAUACCGUGGGAUUUAAGAAGUUAUACCUUUUUACAAAAUAAUGUAAAUGACGUUCAUUGGUUAAGAAGUAUAAAUGAUCUUUCAGCUCUGGAAGAAGAAGAUGAUUUAGGUCAUGAAUUAGAUCAAGAAGAUAAAGGGAAAGUAACUCCACCAAAUAUACCACCAAUGAGAUCUCGAUCAAAAUCACCAACUCGUAAAAAACAAAAUUUACAAUCUUGGGGUAGAUUAGGUUCAAGAAAAGAUGAUGAAACAAAUGAAAAAAUAUAUGAUGUUUGGGGAUUAACAGCAAAUAUAUUACAUGACUUAAGUGAAAUAGUAUAUUUGAAUAAUCAUAAAAUUAAUAGACAUAUAGGAGAAGAAGAAUUAAUUUAUUCAUUGUUUGAAUUUGGGAAAUUAAUGCAAAAAAAGGAAAGAAGUGAUGAUGAAGUUAAAUUAAUUCAUUCUUCGAAUAUAAGUGAUGAUACAAAAGAAUUUGGUUUUAAAGAUAUUUUACCUAGCGAUGAAUUUAGUAGAUUACAUAGUUUAUAUAAAUUAUAG
This is a messenger RNA of Lodderomyces pseudojiufengensis, 1125 nucleotides long. RefSeq names its product 8-oxo-dGTP diphosphatase (gene PCD1). The coding region runs from base 1 to 1125 and encodes 374 amino acids. The transcript has a single exon. Gene Ontology annotation, molecular function: coenzyme A diphosphatase activity; acetyl-CoA hydrolase activity. NCBI's taxonomy places the organism in Eukaryota, Fungi, Ascomycota, Pichiomycetes, Serinales, Debaryomycetaceae. The record is from RefSeq and is a predicted model, not a curated record. Gene Ontology annotation, biological process: coenzyme A catabolic process.